AUGUUCGACACCUCGGCCACCUAUGGGAAUGAGGUCCUGUUCCACUGGGUGUUCCGGGGCUAUCGCUCGGACGCUGAUCUGUCAGUGCAACAGCAGUUCUGCGACGAGGUUUUGAUCAGGUCGGCUAACGACGGUUGGUUCCGGCCGUCCAUCGUCAUCUCCGUGUUCGUCGGCUGGAAAGUCUCGGUGACCUCGUUCGAGGUCGGGGCCCGAGUCUACUCCAUCGGCCCCCAAGGAGUGGUGAUGGCAAGUGAUCAUGCGAUGAGCACAUGCGAGCUGCGGGUCACCGAUCGUGCCUCGCCCGAAGGUUACGGCAAUGAUGCAGAUCGCGUGGAGUUCCGGUUCAGGGAUGCCAACAACCGGAUCGAUCUGAAGUGUGGGCGAACUUCGGUUCCGGGGACGUGGCUCACAGUCAGUCAUAUCUCUGGCCCCUCGUUGAUCAACACGAUCCAGCAGUGCCGUAAUCAGCGCGCUCGCGUUGAAGGGCCGGACCACGUGCAGCAGCAGUUCGCCCAGCUCUCGGCGGUGAUCGCCCCGUGGUACAACGAUGCCCUCGCGAAUGAGGGCAGCACGGUCGGUACCUUCACGGACCAGUUCCCGGUCGAUGAGGGUAAUUUCCAUAUCCGUGCUCGCUCAAAGCUCCGGGUGAACCCCCUGAUGUUCGUUCGGCAAGAAGCUCUGGCUCACCGCUCGCACGACGAGGGGACUGAGCUCACCGCUCGGCGUGGCGGCCCGACAUGCCGUUCGGCAGCUGGGAUCUUCGACUACCUCGGCUCUGACGAAUAUGCCGACGUCUGCUCAGCAGACCUAUAUGAUCAGCGAGUCUCGGUGAUCACCCCGGUGCUUGAGGGCGAGGAGCCGCCGACCGAUCGGGUCGGAGAGUACAUCGAGGAGGCAAGGGAUCGCUUGAGGGCAGACAUGCGCUUCUCGCGCACGUCGGCGGCGAUCACCCCCGUACUCUACCGUUCGGGUGGAGGAGACGGGACCAGAGCUCCCGGCGAGCAGUUCGACUCCAACGACGGCUCCGCAGUCUUUCUCUCCUGCCUACUUGCCCUCUCGAGGCAUCACCGGGCCGUACCAGAUGGCCAGCUCGGGGCGGGAGGGCGAGGAGUGAAAGCGCUCGACGCCUCCUCUCCGGAUAUUUUGCGCUUGCUCGCGAAAGAGCUUGGCGCCGGCUCCGGCCGUAACAUAAAGCCGGCCGAUCAGCCGUGCUUCUUCCGCGGAACAAACGUGCCGAGCGAUCCCUCGGCACGGCGCUCGGGUGCCAUUAGCAGGUCAGUUAGGAAGAUCCUUUCUUUGCCUUUGUUCGGGGAUGACUUCUGCCAAUGGUUGGUCGAUCUUCGGAUGGCUCAGUUCGAGAAGCUCUGUGCUGUUUCGGACGGGACGAUCGCUGAGUGUGUCCAAGCGUUCGUGAGUUUGGUGCCUGCUCUCGAGGCUCUCCAUUCGCCGUCGACGAGGAAGACGGAGGAAGAGCUCGGCAGGUGGGUUCCGACUAUCGAGAUCCUCUUCGCUCUCGUUCGCAGCACGGCUAAAACCGGGUGGGCCGAUCUGGCCACUGAUCUGGGCUUCGGUCUGGCUGAAACGACAGUGGCAACAGUUCGUUCUCCCCUUAGAUCAAAGAGGGGAUCAGAUGAACCGCCUAUGCCUCUGCCGCUCGCGAAGCGGCCCAGGACGAUCGAGCCACGAGCAGAAGACGCCCAGGUGUCCUUGAAGGCUCGCGAGCUCGGCGAGGCACGAAAGUGGGGCAUGAGGCUCCGGGCGAUCGUCGAGCGGUGUGGAGAGCACGCCGCUAUCGCUGGAGGUCCGAAACCUGGCUCCUUGCUCUCACAGGGCGAGAUGAAUGCAUUGCGCUCGAUCGUGUUCGAGAGUGGUGGUUUCAGGACGAUCCAGCAGUGCGUUCGUCACUGGGAGCGUCUUGAGACAUGGGCGAAGUCUCAGAACAUCAAGGCGAUCCCACUGACCACGGAGGUGCUGGUCAAGUAUUUGCUGAACCUUUCCGAUCGUGGAUGCGGGCCCACAGUGAGCCCCUCAGUUCGAGGGGCCGUGAAAUGGAUCUGCAAAAGGUUCCGAUCGAACCAGUUCGUGAUGGCGUUCUUCGCGUGGUGGAUCUUGAUCAUGAUCUACUCGUCAUUGCGCUUUGACGACGCGAUGCACGUCGUUCCCGAGGCGCUCGCCAUGAAGGACGAGGCGCUACGGAGUGGUGUGGCAGACCAAG
This is a messenger RNA of Symbiodinium sp. CCMP2456, 2215 nucleotides long. Lineage: Eukaryota; Dinophyceae; Suessiales; Symbiodiniaceae. The record is from the annotation of a GenBank genome assembly.